CCGAGUGGUUCGAUCCGGGCGCGCCGGGGCUGCGGGCGCCGCCGACAGCUCCGGACGGGCCGCGCUGGAGGAGCUCAACGGGGCCACACAACCAAAGCUGCUUGUCUUGAGGAGGCUUUCCCUGCUGUCACCACCCUUCGUGCUGGAGCUCACAGCCCCCAUCAGCUUGCAGAACCGUAGGUGCAAGUGCCUUGACCAUCAUGGGGGAUGCCAGCAUGGGACCUAACAUCUCCCCUCCGGACAGCACUGCGCAGCAGGACUCUCUCUUCAGCAUGACAGACGUGUUCCUCAUCUCCCUCAUCACCGGGCUGCUUACCUACUGGCUGCUCUUCCGCAAGAAAAAGGAGGAAGUGCCAGACCUCCCCAAGAUGCAGACAGUAGCAGCUCCGGUGAGAGACAGCAGCUUCAUUGAGAAGAUGAAGAAGACGGGGCGGAACAUAGUGGUUUUCUAUGGUUCCCAGACGGGUACAGCAGAGGAGUUUGCCAAUCGUCUCUCCAAAGAUGCUCAUCGCUACGGCCUGCGGGGCAUGGCAGCAGAUCCAGAAGAGUAUGACCUGUCGGACCUGAGUCGCCUCUCUGAGAUCGACAAGUCCUUAGCUGUGUUCUGCAUGGCCACAUAUGGGGAAGGAGACCCCACAGACAAUGCCCAAGACUUCUAUGACUGGCUGCAGGAGGCUGAUGCUGACUUGUCCGGUCUCCGGUUUGCAGUCUUUGGGCUGGGGAACAAGACUUACGAGCACUUCAAUGCCAUGGGGAAGUAUGUGGAUAAGAGACUGGAAGAACUUGGAGCCCAGCGUAUCUUUGAACUUGGGCUGGGUGAUGAUGAUGGCAACCUGGAGGAAGACUUCAUCACCUGGAGAGAGCAGUUCUGGCCAGCGGUGUGCGAGCACUUUGGGGUGGAGGCUACAGGAGAAGAGUCCAGCAUCCGGCAGUACGAGCUGGUGGUGCACACGGAUGUGAACAUGAGCAAGGUCUACACUGGUGAGAUGGGUCGUCUCAAGAGCUAUGAGAACCAGAAGCCGCCGUUUGAUGCCAAGAACCCCUUCCUGGCCCAGGUGACAGAAAACCGCAAGCUGAACGAGGGUGGAGAGCGGCACCUCAUGCACCUGGAGCUGGACAUCUCCAAUUCCAAAAUCAGGUAUGAAUCCGGGGACCACGUGGCUGUGUACCCAGCCAACGACUCCUCUCUGGUCAAUCAGAUUGGUGAGAUCCUGGGCACGAAUCUGGACACGAUCAUGUCCCUGAACAACCUGGAUGAGGAAUCCAAUAAGAAGCAUCCCUUCCCCUGCCCCACGUCCUACCGCACAGCACUCACGUACUACCUGGACAUCACCAACCCACCCCGCACCAACGUGCUCUAUGAGCUGGCUCAGUACGCCACGGACCCCAGCGAGCAGGAGCGCCUCCGGAAGAUGGCAUCAUCUGCUCCCGAGGGCAAGGCUCUGUACCUCAGCUGGGUGGUGGAAGCCCGCAGGAACAUCCUGGCCAUCCUGCAGGAUAUGCCCUCGCUCUGCCCCCCCAUUGACCACUUGUGUGAGCUCCUGCCCCGCCUGCAAGCCCGCUACUACUCCAUCGCCUCCUCCUCCAAGGUUCACCCCAACUCCAUCCACAUCUGUGCCGUGACGGUGGAGUACGAAACCAAGACGGGACGGGUGAACAAAGGGGUGGCCACCAACUGGCUCAAGAGCAAGGUGCCCACCGACAACGGGAGCAGCUCCCUGGUGCCCAUGUACGUGAGGAAGUCUCAGUUCCGCCUGCCCUUCAAACCCAGCACCCCCGUCAUCAUGAUCGGACCAGGCACUGGCAUCGCCCCCUUCAUGGGCUUCAUUCAGGAGCGGGCCUGGCUCAAGCAGCAGGGCAAAGAGGUGGGUGAUACAGUGCUGUACUACGGCUGCCGCCGCGAGCGCGAGGACUACCUGUACCGUGAGGAGCUGGGCCGCUUCCAGCAGGAUGGGGUCCUCACCCAGCUCCACAUCGCCUUCUCCAGGGACCAGGCUGAGAAGGUUUAUGUUCAGCACUUGCUGAAGAAGAACAAGGAAAACAUCUGGAAGCUGGUUCAUGAGGGGAAUGCUCAUAUCUACGUGUGCGGCGAUGCUCGCAACAUGGCCCGGGAUGUGCAGAACACCUUCUACGAGAUCGUGGCCGAGUUUGGGAACAUGAGCCAGCCCCAGGCCGUGGACUAUAUAAAGAAACUGAUGACAAAGGGCCGGUAUUCCUUGGAUGUCUGGAGCUAAGAGCAGGGCCACGGAGGGAACAGGUCCCCAGCCUGGGCCCAUGGGAGGUGGGAAGUGCCUGCGCGCCCGCUGCUGCUGUGGGUGAUGCUGUCCCCAGCACGCAGCUACCCCGGUGUCACUCCCAACCCCUCCUGGGCCAUGGCAGCCCCAGGGCAGGCUGCGUGCCCUGGGGUGGAUGGGGUUGAGUGGGGCAGGGGGGUAGCUGGGGCUGUGGUGCUGAUGGUACCCAGGGAGCACCUCAUGGCACCAGCACUGAGGUAGGGAUGCGGCUGAUGCGGGGCAGAGGGGAUGGAUGGUGCUGGGGGAGCUCUGGGGUCCUUCCCUGAACAUGAGGUGCUGCCUUAUCCCGUGUGGGGCUGGUGUGAGGG
Messenger RNA from Pezoporus flaviventris, 2602 nucleotides. Its product is annotated as NADPH--cytochrome P450 reductase. The transcript has 17 exons. The coding region runs from base 201 to 2234 and encodes 677 amino acids. NCBI's taxonomy places the organism in Eukaryota, Metazoa, Chordata, Aves, Psittaciformes, Psittacidae. Gene Ontology annotation, biological process: response to hormone. The record is from RefSeq and is a predicted model, not a curated record. Gene Ontology annotation, molecular function: flavin adenine dinucleotide binding; FMN binding; NADPH-hemoprotein reductase activity. Gene Ontology annotation, cellular component: cytosol.